GGGGUUUCGUCCUGUCAAUUUGUGAGCAAAAGCACGCAGGGUUUUGCAGAAAGCAGAGGUGCAGAAAUAAAUAACAAAUUACAAACUCAAAUAAUUCAACCCAGCCCAGGCCCCCCCUUUUCUCAACUCUUUCUUCUUGGUCUUCUCUGUGUUUUACACUCAGAUAGUGUAACCAGAAGCUGUAGCAAUUCAAAAAAAUGGCUCUGGGUAUUAGCAGCAGCAGCUUCUCCACUCAUUACAUGAAAAACCCACUUAUUUUUCCCAAGAAAACCAACAAUUCUGAUUUGAAUUUCAUGUUUUCUUGCUCCCCUGCUGCCAAUAAUUAUAGUAAACUCUGUAAAUGCACCACCACACAACAAGGAGGAGGAGGAGGAGGGGAGCUUUUCUCAGUCACUUCUUCCAACACUUCUGAUGUUGAUUAUCUUGGUGAAAGCACCAAAGGGGACUUAAAUCUCAACAUGGGAAUCAAUGGUCAGGCAUCAUUGCAAGGUCCUAUUGAGGAGAUUGCUAGGGUUGAAGCUGUGGAGGCUGAGAGGUUGCUUCGGAACUUGGGGAUUCCGGAUCCUUUAUCCACAAGAUAUUCUCCACGUGGCAUAUUUUGUAGCCGUACAUUGAACUUCCGGUCAAUUAGUUGCAUUGGAUAUGACAUGGAUUAUACUUUAAUCCACUACAAUGUGAUGGCCUGGGAAGGACGGGCUUAUGAUUAUUGCAUGGAAAACCUAAAAGGCAUGGGAUAUCCUGUUGAUGGACUUGCUUUUGAUCCAGAUCUGGUAAUCAGAGGACUUGUCAUUGACAAAGAGCGAGGGAAUUUAGUAAAAGCUGAUCGAUUUGGAUAUGUGAAGAGAGCUAUGCAUGGCACACAAAUGCUAUCGACUCAAGCUGUGAGUGAGUUGUAUGGGAGGGAGCUUGUAGAUCUGCGUAAGGAGAGUAGAUGGGAAUUUCUCAAUACUCUAUUCUCUGUUUCAGAAGCAGUGGCUUAUAUGCAGAUGGUGGAUAGAUUGGAUGAAGGAAUUAUGUCACCAGAUCUUGGACCACUUGAUUACAAAGCACUUUACAAGGCCGUUGGUAAGGCUCUUUUCAGGGCUCAUGUGGAAGGACGACUCAAGAGUGAGAUAAUGUCGAAGCCUGAACUUUUUGUUGAACCUGAUCCUGAGCUGCCUCUGGCACUUUUAGAUCAAAAGGAGGCUGGUAAGACGCUCUUGCUUAUUACCAACUCGGAUUAUCAUUACACCGACAAGAUGAUGCAGCACUCAUUCAAUAGAUUUCUUCCUAAUGACAUGGGUUGGAGAGAUCUAUUUGACAUGGUUAUUGUAUCAUCAAGGAAGCCAGAGUUCUUCCAAAUGUCACAUCCUUUAUAUGAAGUGGUGACAGACGAGGGUCUUAUGCGACCUUGUUUUAAGGCUCGUCAAGGGGGGUUGUACUCGGGGGGAAGUGCUCAGAUGGUCGAAAAAUCUCUAAAUAUUCACGGGGACGAGAUAUUGUAUGUUGGUGACCAUAUAUAUACAGAUGUAAGCCAAUCUAAAGUCCACCUCCGCUGGCGAACAGCACUGAUAUGCCGAGAACUGGAAGAAGAGUAUAAUGCCUUAAUUCAUAGUCGAGAUCAACGGACGAUGCUGAUAGAGCUUUUAAAUCAGAAAGAAGUUGUAGGGGAUCUAUUUAAUCAACUUCGCCUGGCUCUUCAGCGGAGAACCACGGGACGUCCUGCCCAGACCCUCGCUGCAACACAUAUGGAGGACAAAGAACUUACAGAAAGCAUUCAGAGGCUACUAGUGGUGAUGCAGAGACUGGACGCAAAAAUUGCUCCAUUGCUAGAAAGAGACGGAGAACACUUUAACAGAAGGUGGGGUUAUCUCUCGCGUGCUGGACUGUGGGAUAAGAGUCAUCUGAUGAGACAAAUAGAAAAGUAUGCUGACAUAUAUACUUCCAGGGUUUCAAAUUUCCUCCAUUAUACACCUUUUAUGUAUUUCCGUUCACAGGAGCAGACACUUGCUCAUGAUUCCUACUCAUUUUACCACCCCGUGCCAGAGAGCAACCAAUAACAGCAGCAGCUACUAACCCAAAAGCUGAUUGUAUGCCUUAUUGGUUAAGGUCGUCAUUGUGCCUGACCCUUUAAACUUCUUUACCGGGGAUGAUAACGAGGUCCAUUGUACAUGUUGAGAUUGUUGAAGAAGAGAUCUGCAGUCCACAGACACUGUAUAAUAUAUGAAAAUGCAUCUUUUAUUAAGAUUGGUUUCAUUUAUACAUGUAACAUGACUAGAAUGAGAUGGGUGCAUGAUGCUAUAUUUUGGCAUCUAAAUUUGCUACAAAAUUUGUCUCACUGUUGUUAUGCGGCACAAAUUUUGUAAGUUAUGAACAAGGUUGCUUACGAUUGUUUAACCCAAUGUGGUAAAUUUAAACUUAAUGUGAAAAUUGUCAAUUUCUACA
Daucus carota subsp. sativus is the source of this 2424-nucleotide messenger RNA. RefSeq lists its product as uncharacterized. The transcript has 17 exons. Gene Ontology annotation, molecular function: 5'-nucleotidase activity. The record is from RefSeq and is a predicted model, not a curated record. Lineage: Eukaryota; Viridiplantae; Streptophyta; Magnoliopsida; Apiales; Apiaceae. Bases 198 to 2039 code for a protein of 613 amino acids.